AGCAUUUGACGCCUCGUACAGCAUCAUUGUGUUGCCUGUGGUAUUUUUUCCCAUCCCGAUGGGUUAUGCUGACUCACUUUUUGCAAACUGGGUAUCACUCAGUAACGACGUUGCUCUCAUUAUAUUUACCACCGGUUUUAUAUUUCUUGCUGUCACUAUACUUAAUCUGUUUAUAUAUCGUUGUCACGCAAUUGUUCCUCAUGGAAGUUUUCUGAAAACAAAUCAAGUAGGACUUAUGGUCGUUUGCCUAAUCCUAUUUAUUAUUUACUUUGUGCCCGUCAUGGCUACCUUAGCAAAUGUGUUUUCCGAUCAAGUUGAGGCUAGGGAAUGGGUAUUGAAGACGUACUCAUGCGCUCGAUCGGCUAUAGAUGCUCCACGUCUUACGAUCUAUAUACAACCCAAGAUAUUGAACGUUGUAUAUACAGUCACAGCUCUCAACAGAACUAGACGCAUGCAAAGACGAUUCCUCAUCACGCUCUGUAUCCAGAUCACCAUUCCCUUGAUCACUCUUCUUAUACCGAUUGUAGUUGCGCUAUGGAAGACUGAUUCACAAGCCACAGGAAACUUGAUAAUGAGUGGUUUUGGUCUACAUGGGCUGACGGCACCAAUGUCUUUACUGUUGUGCAACGAAAGUUAUAGAGAUUUUGCACUCAAAAUUUUGGGAAUGCGUAUGUUUAUGCCAUAG
Molecule: messenger RNA, 685 nt
Organism: Cylicocyclus nassatus
Lineage: Eukaryota; Metazoa; Nematoda; Chromadorea; Rhabditida; Strongylidae
Source: the annotation of a GenBank genome assembly